Triticum aestivum (bread wheat) is the source of this 1300-nucleotide messenger RNA. RefSeq names its product putative leucine-rich repeat receptor-like protein kinase At2g19210. Bases 26 to 736 code for a protein of 236 amino acids. The record is from RefSeq and is a predicted model, not a curated record. The transcript is spliced from 3 exons. Lineage: Eukaryota; Viridiplantae; Streptophyta; Magnoliopsida; Poales; Poaceae.
AAGCGCUGAAUGGACACGAUGUGGCAUGUCCGCACGCUGUGGUUGUGGGCUGGAGUGGUCAACGCGGGGAGCAAUGGCGGCCCCGUCGUCGUGGUUGCUCCUGCUCUGUCUCGCCGGCGGCGUGCUUCAUGCCGGCGCCCAGAGAGCACCCGACACCACGGGUUUCGUCAGCGUCGACUGCGGCCUCUCGGAGCACAGCGGCUACGUGGACGACGCCACCAAGCUGCCCUACAGCUCGGACGCCGGCUUCACCGACACCGGCCAGAACUACAACGUCUCGGCACAGUACAACGACCAGGCGCUCCUCAGACGGCACCGGCAGCUCCUCACUGUCCGCAGCUUCCCCGGCCCGCCGGGGCGGCGGGGCUGCUACACCCUCCCGUCCUUCGAGGCCGGGACGUCCAAGUACCUUGUCCGGGCCACCUUCAUGUACGGCAACUACGACGAGCUCAACAAGCCCCCCGCCUUGGACCUCUACCUCGGCGUCAACUUCUGGAAGACGGUCAACAUCUCCAGGCCUGACGCAGUGCACACCGCCGAGGUCAUCGCCGUCAUCCCGGUCGACGCGGCGCAUGUCUGCCUGGUGAACACCAACUCCGGGACGCCCUUCAUCUCGUCGCUGGUGAACACGAUGUAUCCGCUGGUGAACUGGACACAGGGGCUGGUCCUCAUCGGCAGGCGCAACUCCGGCGCCACAGAGUUGAUUAGCCGGAGACGGAAACGACAGAUGGCAUGACCCCGCAAGAAGCGAUCGCAUAUGCACGCCUAAAAAGAUUCUGCUCUAGCAUCAUCAAGAAGCUCGCCCCACCCCUGCUCCACGAAGUUUCCGCGCUUCGUCCGGAUGCAGAGCCAUUCAACCCCAAGCGCACCACGCGAUCCACCAAGAGAGCUGCUGGGCCAGGCGCAUCCAAGUCCAGCAAGGUGGAAAACGUCUUGCUGCGAGCACUCGGCCUCGUCCCUGAAGACAUGGUGGUUGAUGACGAGGCAGUUAAGGAGCUUCAGGAUUUGUUCGACUCACCACUCCGCGAACAGCACGUGAGGGUCAUUGCCGCGCUCUUCGGCAAGUGCGUCCCCAACAAUAUCGACCUCACCGGUGGUUCUGAAGUUGCGGUUGGUGUGCUCUGAGCGCGCCCGUUGGUGCUGGGGUUGACUGUUUUCUUCAUGGCUCACAACCCACAAAUUGUAUGCUGGAACAUGAGAGGCUUAAACAACCCAGCCAAGAGGAAAGUAGUUAGGGAGUUCUUUGCUUCGUUGAGAGUCAAUAUGGUGUGUCUACAGGAGACCAAGUUGGAGACCGUGG